AGGAGGCUUCUGCAGUGUGUCUUUAUUCACACACGGAGAGAGAUCCCCAUCGCUCCGUGUGAUUAUUUCAAAGUCUUUUUCGUACAAGGUUUGAAAAAAAUAAAUAAAUAAAUAAAUAAAUAAAAAGAGCGAGUGCGAGUUUCAAAAGUUCUGCGCAAGCAUGGAACUCAAAAUUACAUUAUUUGCACUUCUGGCGGUAUGUCUUCUUGCGGCCGAUGUCGAAGCUGGUUGGAAAUUCUGGAAAUCCAGCAAAAAGGACGAAGCGACGACCACGACUACCGUAGCACCUGCGGUCAUCGUCAAUCCCAAUCCUCCCAAAGUUACUCCAACCGGUGUACAGCAGCCCUCGGGUGGAAUUCAACCCGCGAAUUCCAAUACUAACAAGGCCAUCGCUGGUGCGGGAGAUCCGGGACUAGUCGUUGGCGUUGGUAACACAGGAACGAAUAUCAGGAACAAUGCUCGUCCAACGGGACCGAAUCCUGGAACAGAAGUUGGUCGUGACGUGACUGUGCCUAGACCGGGUCGUCCUGGAACCGGAGGAACGAACAGUGGACAAGGCUACAGGGAUUGGGCAGUAGGUUUAACCGGAGCCGCUGAGGGCAUGCAACCUGCGCCAAAAUCGCCGAGUCAAGGACCAGCGAUCACUGGUGCUGCAGGACAACAGCCCGCGCAGGUAGGCGGUGUCCCAACUGGUCAAUCUCAACCGAGACCUGGACAACCUGCUACGGGUAGCCCGAGUAACGUUCAACCCCAAGGGCAAAGAACCGGGCAACCCGCGAGCGGAUAUCCCGGUACCGGACAAACACAAAUGGGUCAGCAACAGCCUGCCGGAAAUCGUCCUGGCACUCCAACCGGAAGUGGUCCCGCUAUCCAGGGAGGACAGCCGGGUGUCCUUCCUACGGGACACACAACAUCGACGACUCACGGACCUCAGAGUGCCGCAAACGAUGGAAGACCCCAAGUUUCGACGCUGAACAUCGGUAGUUUGCAUCCCGGAAGCAGACCGGGAUCUCCGAAUUCCGGUAGUGCGACUAAUCCUCAAUCCAGACCUGGAACGCCUACGUCUCCCACCGGAGGAGUUUCACCCACGGGUGGAAAAUCUUGGGCCGAUAUCGCCGCUACCAACAGCAGACCUGGCUCUCCGACGCCGAUGCCGAGACCUGGAUCUCCCCAGAGUGGACAGAAUAUCCCUGGACAACCAGCAGGGCGACCGACUCAAGUUCCUGUCCAGCCGUACGGUCAACCGGGACAUCAGGGUAGUCAACAGCCCGCAGGACGUCCUGGUUCUUCGGUCGGUGGAGCGAUCGCUGGAGGUGCUGCGGGCGCAGCGGCCGGUGCCGCUGGUAACAGGGUAUUUUCCAGCAACCCCACAUUCAGCAAAGGAAACACCGUCACGAACGAUGAUCUUCAAAAAUUGAGCGAGGCAUUGUUCAUCAAAGAUACGAACAACGCGAAGAGAUACAUCACCUUGAAUCUCCAACAACGGUCGUCAGGCAGUACCGAUCAGGCGCCACAACCAUUACUCGCCGUCCGCCCCGAAGCUCUACAAAUCCCAACGAUUCAGAAGGUGAUCGCUCUGUACAACAACUACGAGCAAGAUAUUCGCACAAACGAAUACGUGAGCCCGGCGGAACGCGCCGAAGAAAGUCUUUUGGUCGACACAUUUUUGAGUACAAACGUUAUGUCGUACGCGAUGAGAUUUUUGGCGGACAAGGGAUUCGUUCGCCAGGAUUACUACGAGUACAAGGAUACCCUGCGAAGACUCUGGUUCAAUCUUUACUCUCGUGGGGACGGUAAAAUCGGCAGUUCGGGAUUCGAACACGUGUUUCUGUCAGAAUUGCACCGCGCUGGGCAAGGAUCUCCCAAUAGGCAAACCGACGAAAUUCUCGGAUUGCAUAAUUGGAUCUAUUACUACAACGAAGAAGUUAACAAUCACGCCAACUAUCUGGGCUACGUUAAAAAGCUCGACCUGGGUGACAAAGCCUCGAUAAUAAAGGUGCACACCAAGGUGAACAACAUCGACAAGCCGGUGACGACCAUGUUCGUCGGUACCUCACCUGAAUUGGAAAUGGCCCUGUACACGGUUUGCUUCUACGCUAGGCCAGAUGGAGAUUGCCCGGUUUCUCUCGGAGGGUCGCCAUUCACCAUCAAGACUCACAAAUUUCGAUACCGCGGCAAAGAUUUGAUCGGAAGUGCCUAUCCGAACAUAUAAUAAGAAUUGGUACAUGUUAAUUGUGAAAUGAAACUUGGAGACAAUCAUUUAGCGAUAUAUACAUAAGUGUAGUUUGUCCGUACGAAUCUCAAGUUCUAGUCACAUGCAGAUUCGUGUAUUUUAUCGGAUAAUUUGAAUAAUCGCGCAUCCUAUUUGUACGCAAUAAGUCUCAUAUGUAAUACAUAGCUUUUUCGUUUGUAAUCUACGACGAGCGAUAUACCGAAGAGUUUUAAAUAAAAAAGUACAUUGUUUUAA
This is a messenger RNA of Athalia rosae (coleseed sawfly), 2467 nucleotides long. Its product is annotated as endoribonuclease CG2145-like. The transcript is spliced from 6 exons. The record is from RefSeq and is a predicted model, not a curated record. Gene Ontology annotation, molecular function: RNA endonuclease activity. Lineage: Eukaryota; Metazoa; Arthropoda; Insecta; Hymenoptera; Athaliidae. The coding region runs from base 161 to 2212 and encodes 683 amino acids.